This is a messenger RNA of Terrapene triunguis (Three-toed box turtle), 828 nucleotides long. RefSeq names its product trafficking protein particle complex 6B (gene TRAPPC6B). The record is from RefSeq and is a predicted model, not a curated record. Gene Ontology annotation, cellular component: TRAPP complex; cis-Golgi network; trans-Golgi network. Lineage: Eukaryota; Metazoa; Chordata; Testudines; Emydidae. The transcript has 6 exons. Gene Ontology annotation, biological process: regulation of GTPase activity; endoplasmic reticulum to Golgi vesicle-mediated transport. The coding region runs from base 169 to 660 and encodes 163 amino acids.
GGGCCCUUGGAGUCUGACAGGGGGAAGCCCCGCCCCUGCCCGGAAGCCGCCCGUUGCCUUGACAGUGAGGCCGCGCUGCUUCCCGGAGCUGUCGGGGUCCGGUCUGGGAAGGAAGGAGCCGGGAAGGGGAGGCAGCGCGAGGCCGGGCCCCGUCCUGUAGCCACCGGCAUGACCAGGCCGGAGAUGGCGGACGAGACGCUGUUCCUGCUGCUGCACAACGAGAUGGUGUCGGGACUGUACCGGGCCGCGGAGCACGGCGAAGGGGAAAACGGACGAUGCAUCACUAAACUGGAAAAUAUGGGGUUUAGAGUAGGACAAGGAUUAAUCGAAAGAUUUACCAAAGACACUGCCAGAUUCAAGGAUGAGUUAGAUAUUAUGAAGUUCAUCUGCAAAGAUUUUUGGACUACAGUAUUCAAAAAGCAAAUUGAUAAUCUAAGGACCAAUCAUCAGGGUAUCUAUGUACUUCAGGACAACAAAUUUCGUCUCUUGACUCAGAUGUCUACAGGAAAACAGUAUUUAGAAUAUGCACCUAAGUAUCUGGCAUUCACCUGUGGACUAAUCAGAGGUGGCUUAUCAAAUCUGGGAAUCAAGAGUAUUGUGACAGCUGAAGUUUCAGCAAUGCCUGCAUGUAAAUUUCAGGUGAUGAUACAGAAGAUGUAAAACAUGUUCAGAUCUGUGUAUCUGCCCUUUUUAAAAAACCCUGUGUACACUAAAGAGGUCUUGAUUAAUUUAGCUUCACCUGUAUACCUUAUAAAUUAUAGUAGCAUGCAGCUCAAUUCCUGUAUUAUGUAAAGUAAAUAUUAACUUAAUAAAAAUAGCUUAACACUA